Molecule: messenger RNA, 2786 nt
Organism: Phascolarctos cinereus (koala)
Lineage: Eukaryota; Metazoa; Chordata; Mammalia; Diprotodontia; Phascolarctidae
Source: RefSeq, a predicted model, not a curated record
CCCCUCCCUCCGGCCCUGCCAUUCAAAAGCGCCUCUGGAUUCUCCCCCACAACCUUCUCUGCUCCGAGGAGGAGACAGAGGCCGGAGAUGGGUUGGUGUUGAACAGGCUGCCGCUUCUCAGGUGUUUACAGCAAGCCCUCCAUGAACAUCACCCCCACUGAAGUGAAGGAAGGUGGCUCAGUGGUUGUUUACUGCAAGCCCACCAAGGACCAGUUCGAGGUAUGGGUGCUGAUCAAGGGGGAUCCCGACACAGAAAACUUCGUGGUGGAGCAAAGAGAAAAGGACUUGGAGCACCAGAUAGAGAACAUAAACCCGAGGCAUUUCGGAGUGUACACGUGCUACAGCCAUGAUGAGGGAAAUCCGUACCUGUGGUCCCACCCCAGCGACCCUGUGUCCAUCGUCCAGAAUAACCUCACUCCCAGGUACUCUCCUGGAAUCCCUCUCGCCUCGGUGGUCCUGGCCCUGAUUCCCUUGCAGAGCUGGUGGGUGUAGGCCUGCCCAGGCCAGGACUAGUACAUGAAUGGAGCAGCCGGACCAACGGGACUCCCUCCCCCAACCCGACUCCCCAAAACAGGCUAAAUAAAGUGCUUCUGAUCAUGCUGUGUGGUCUUCGUGUCCAGGAUGGGGGACAAGGAAACCUCCCACCAAGAUGGGGCGCCUUUAUGGGACAGCUCUGACUCUCCCUUCUUCCCAGGAGGACAGCUCCCAGGGAUCCAGGUGAAGCAGUUUGUAGAAGAAUUAUGGAGUCUCAGAGGGUGGGAAGACAGAGUAAGUCAGCAGUGUCCUAUGACAGGCAGAGGACAGAUUGCAGCUACCGUGCCUGGAGCAGCAGGUACAGGCAGGCUGGGCCCCAGUGAAGAGAUGGACAAAAGAGAAACUGAGGUCUUCUGCAAGCAAAGAACCGUUAACAAAGCUGGUCAGAGACCCCAGAGAAAGGGGGGCCCUCUCUUGUCACACAGGGAGGGAGGGGGAUGUUACAAUUGGCUAUACUGAGAAAAGCGGGUUGGCAUGCAGCUGUGGCCCAUCACAGCGCUCUCUGACAACAGAAACGUUCAUCUUGUCCCCUCGGAGGAAAUCAAACCUCCCCAACUGCACAAGGACAGACAAGAACAGAAGGCUUGCCAGGGCAGGGGAGGGAGGGGGGCACCAGCUUCAGCCGCUUGGGGCUUAUGGACGUUCCUAGGGCUCAGGUGCAGAGAUCACAGCAGAGGAGAGGGCAGUGUCCUUGGAAUCAGCAGGACCUGACUUCAAAACUCUCACUCCUGGCGUGACCCGAGAAGAUGAGUGGGGUAGACUUGAAUGUGCCUGCUGGCCCUCCACCUCUGAUUAACUGAAGGGAUGGAGAUGUGGAGCUCGAAGAAGAGAAGGCUCGUGGAAAAGGAAGGCAGGAAGGGGUCCUAUCAGAUCCUCACAACGACCCUGUGAGAACUUGGGCCCUUUUGGGAGCCAGACACAGAGCCCAGCUGGAACCAUCUGGUCACGUGGGGAAGGAUGGGCCAAUAGGCGAGCGACUUCGGCCCCGCCUCGCGGGAUCUUCCUGGGCGUCAACACUUUCCCGCCUACCCUGGGACCCAGCUCAGGACCAUGGGCAUCAGCCUGUUCUUCCUGCUCUGCCAUGGGUUCUCUCUCACAGAGCUGUGCCAGGUCUGGGAGGGCAUCCUAGGUCUACAGGCGCUCCCACCCCCCAGGAUUUUCUUGGAGCCCACGUUUCCGGUAAAGCUCGGGGACUUGGUGAAGUACGAGUGUGUGGGGGCCUACGGCUCAUUGCAGUGCCUCCUACUCCGAGUGGAUCGUCCAGGAAUGAGUCCUAGGGUGGUGUUCCGAGAGGAUGCCAUUUGGGAAGGAAGGGUAGGCUGGUUCUUCAUGGACAACGUCGCCGCCCAGCACACGGGGAUCUACACCUGUGUCUAUUACUUCAACGGGUUCUAUUCCAAGAACAGUAAUGAGCUGCCACUGAUCAUAAGAGAGAAGUGUAGCAUCCAGAACGAGAAAACGCCUGCCCUCUGCCCUGGUCAGGGCCCAUCCAGGUCUGCAGAGAGGCCAGAGGACAGCGGAGUGCUUGAGGCUGGGUGGAAGGACCCACAGGUGCCGAGCCUGCAUUGGAAAAGAAGACGCUGGGGAGAUGGGAGCUGUCUGCCUCCAAGGGGAUGGCUUCCCCUUCCUGGAAGGUCCUCGGGCAGAAACGGGGCUCUCCCAUCUGCUGCCACCCCCCAUCAGCCCAGGAAGGGACGGGCCGGGCCCAGAGCAAUAGACUUGGGCUGGGCCUCUUGGAAGGAGGAACCUCUUAAAAGCCAGUCCCAGGGAAGCUGCACUUCACAUGGCGUCCUCCCCCCCAGACUUGCUGACCCUGUGCUUCCAACACACCCCUUUCCCCUUUCUGUGCCUCAGUUCCCCUCUCUGUAAACUGGGACCAUUAUGAGUCCCUUCUCUCCUUGGGUCUCGGCUCCCCUGACUUGGCUUUGGAAGGUGUGCCUGGGCCUUUUCUGCUUUGUCCAGGGGUGCUGCCCGACAUCCCAGCAUCGAGGCCUGCACCUCCAGGCUGUCCCACCAUCACCCCACGCCUUCCUCCACCCAGCUUAGCCCCAAGACAGGGGAAGGGCCAGGUGUCACAACCCUCUCUCCAGGCCCCAGGGAGAAGGGGCCUGCGCCCCUCAGCUGGCCCCCCACCCCCUGACCUCUGAGUCUCUCCUGCAGAUGUCUUAGAGAGCCCCUUCCUUUGGGUCUCUCCCUCCACCUCAACCUUCUUUGGCCAGAGCUUGACCUUCCACUGUAACUCCACCUUAGCC